This is a messenger RNA of Scophthalmus maximus (turbot), 2148 nucleotides long. It is a transcript of the gene dolpp1, whose product is annotated as dolichyldiphosphatase 1. Lineage: Eukaryota; Metazoa; Chordata; Actinopteri; Pleuronectiformes; Scophthalmidae. The record is from RefSeq and is a predicted model, not a curated record. The transcript has 8 exons. The coding region runs from base 82 to 798 and encodes 238 amino acids. Gene Ontology annotation, cellular component: endoplasmic reticulum membrane; intracellular membrane-bounded organelle. Gene Ontology annotation, molecular function: dolichyldiphosphatase activity. Gene Ontology annotation, biological process: protein N-linked glycosylation; lipid biosynthetic process.
UCGAACACGAAGCUCCGUCGCCAUUGGUCGGACACGUGUCUGGGGCGUUUCACUGGGACUGCCCGGCUGUGUCCGGGUAAGAUGGCGUUGGAAGAACAGUGCUCGGCACCACCUCGAUGGCGGUCCAUAUCUCUGACACACGUAGAGUUCCCCGAGGACGACCUGACGGGACAAGUGCUGGCCUACAUCAGUCUCCUGCCCAUCGCGGUCCUUGUGGGGUUCGUCACACUCAUAGUGUUUAAACGGGAGCUGCACACGAUCUCCUUCUUUGGUGGGCUUGUGCUGAAUGAAGGGGUGAACUGGCUGCUGAAGCACAUUCUCAGAGAGCCACGCCCCUGUGCAGGGGCUCACACAAACCUGUACUCAGAUUAUGGGAUGCCCUCCAGUCAUUCCCAGCUUAUCUGGUUCUUUGUUGUUUACUUCUUUCUUUUCCUAUAUUUAAGAAUGCAUCAAACGAACAAUGCUCGGUGUGUGGAUCUGCUUUGGAGACACAUACUGUCCAUCAUUCUGUUGGGCUUGGCCUUAUCGGUCUCAUACAGCAGAGUCUACCUGUUGUAUCACACCUGGAGCCAGGUUUUCUACGGCGGAGUGGCUGGUUGUACCAUCGGAAUAGUCUGGUUCUUUAUCACACAAGAGGUGCUGACACCGUUAUUCCCCAAAAUAGCAGCAUGGCCAAUAUCAGAGUACUUCCUGGUGCGAGACACAAGCCUGAUCCCCAACAUCUUAUGGUUCGAGUAUACAGUGACCAGAUCAGAGGCAAGGAACAGACAACGAAAGCUUGGAACAAAACUUCAGUGAUCUGCACAGUUCUUUUGUGAGACUGAGUUUAGGACCACAGACACACAGACACACAAACACACAAAAACACAAAAACAAAAAGCUCACUCGACGAAAACACACUGGAGAACCAUCUUUGGGACUGACAAUGGUUGCAAGGAGUAAAGGGCAAAAAAAUAGCGUUUACAGGUGGCGAAAGAGUGCCUGGACCUGGCCCAGAGCCUACAGCCUGACCGAGUCCGUCCACGCGCCUCUCCUCCUUGUACAGCUUGCUCCAAAUGCUCUUCAAGUGCAUGCAAGACUGUGCAAGAGGCAUAAUAUUUAAUGAUAGAUUAAUAUAUAGAUUUUAACUAUAAACGCACGCUGACAGUAAUGGAAAACUGUAAGAGAUUCAACGAGCCAAACAAAAAGGAGGCCUUUUGGUCAAAUUUCAGACAAAUUGGUGGGCGUCAUUGCAGCAUGUAUUUAGUAAUUCCUUUUCCUUUUUUUAUAUUCUGAUGAAUAGCUGGUGGGACGUGGCUGGUGGGGUGUGUGGGGGGGGGGUUGGUUAUGGCUAGGUUGGGGUGGGGGGGUGGGGUAUGUGGAAUUAACCAUUUUUCAUUGUUAUAUAAUAGAAAAAGAACAAUUUCUAAAAAUUGGUUAUGAUGUAAUAUAAAUGAAAAUUUGCACUUUGUGAAAUUUACAAGUCAAAAAAACAACAAACAAAAAAACGACUAACACUAGUUAAAUGUUAAGACCCUCCCUCUUUCCCCGCAUCAGUCUUUGCUUGUGUCUAUUACGGUCAGUCGUAAUACAUUAGACUCCAGAGCUGAUCUACGAGCAGUGUAAAGUUUAAUGUAACCUCUGUACUAUUGAGCAUCGAGGUGGUUCCUGGUCGCAUCCACGUUUGAGGAUGACAAGGCCGAAUCACAGCAGCAGGUUUCAGUUGUUUUUCAUGUCGAUCACACUUUGGACCGAGGUGGUGAUUUCUUAAUGCCUCACACACAGUAGCAGCCUGGGAACAGAUUUCUGGGAAUCCGCUUUUUUUUUUUUUCAUUUCCAAGAUAACAUUCCAUAUCAUUUAGUGAGAAAACGUACAUACAGGAUGGACUGCCCGGAUUGUGGGGAAGUGUUUUCAUUUUUGUAUUAUUUUUGAAGAAAGGAGAAGAAGAAAAGAAAAAAGCCUCAGGUCAGUCGUAGCAUGUGAUUAUGCUCAAUUCCUCAUGGCCCACGGCAGCUAUUGAAAGCUGCCAAGUGGGGAUCUGAAGCUGAUUUAAAACUGUCAUAUCAUUAGCUCAACAAAGGGAAGUAGUUCUCUUAGAAUUUGAUUUUUUUUUCUCCCCCCAUUUGUAACCUAUAUCAGGCUGAAUAAAAUUGUGUUCAUGUACGAUA